AUCAAAGGACUUUAAUUAAAGCUCCGUAAUCUCCUAAAAUAAUAAAUCAUUUUAAAUACAAUCUAAAAAAAUCAAGAGACUCUCUUAUUGUAGAAUAAGAUGAAUAAGCGACUGUGAUACAUAAAAAAACAGUUAAGGAGACUUUUUGUAAUUCGAUAUUCAAGAUUUAACAAGAAUGCCCUUUUAAAUGUUUUGUAUACAAAUUAUGACAAUAAUUCAAUAUAAUAGAAAGUGUCUCUUAAUGAAAAAAAAUAUAAUAAAUAAUAAUGUUGAACCAAGUUAAUUAUAAAUCCGAAACUGUAUUGAAAUGCUAUGAUAUCAAUUUUCGCCAAAAUAUCGUUGCUUUUGUGGAAAUGUAUAAAAUGCAUUUCCUAUAUUUUAAUGUUCUCAAGCUCACCAGGUAUGUGCUGACGAAUUCCUUUAUUAAGGUCCAUAUUUAGAGCGUAUUCUAUGCAAGAAUUGUAAUCAAUAUAGACAUUUUAAUGGGAUUAUUAAUUUUUAUUUUCGUUCAUGGAAACAAAGCAAAAACUCUUUAAUUUUAGUUCUAGCCUUGGUUAUCUUUGUUGUUUUAACAUUCUUUUCGUUUUUUGAAUUGGAUGAUGAGAUGGCAAAAGAUGGGUUAUUAAUAUAUUGCUUAGUAUUUUCAUAUACUAUAGGUUUAUUUUACUUAUAUGUUUGAUAUCAAAGACGCUCACUCAUUUAAAAGAGGGUAAGACUACUUAUUAAAAGACUUGACUUAGAAAUGUAUAAUACAAUAAGAAUAAUACGAAUUUAAUGAUGAAAUUAUAAACUCUAUGUAUGUAUGACAUCACUAUUAAUCAAAUCAAUCAAUUUUCA
This is a messenger RNA of Paramecium tetraurelia, 837 nucleotides long. RefSeq lists its product as uncharacterized. The transcript is spliced from 2 exons. The record is from RefSeq and is a predicted model, not a curated record. NCBI's taxonomy places the organism in Eukaryota, Ciliophora, Oligohymenophorea, Peniculida, Parameciidae.